Anthostomella pinea is the source of this 3039-nucleotide messenger RNA. Lineage: Eukaryota; Fungi; Ascomycota; Sordariomycetes; Xylariales; Xylariaceae. The record is from the annotation of a GenBank genome assembly.
AUGUUGCGCAACGCCGUCAAAGGCGCCGCUAAGAAAGCUGUCACCGAGCUUUCCCAAUACCCAAAGCCCGGCGAGAAGCUUCAUGGCUUCACCCUCUUGAGGACGAAGCAUGUUCCCGAGCUCGAGCUGACCGCUCUGCACCUGCAACACGACAAGACCGGCGCCGACUACCUCCACAUCGCUAGAGACGACAGCAACAAUGUCUUCUCCAUCGGCUUCAAGACGAACCCACCCGAUGACACCGGUGUCCCCCAUAUCCUCGAACACACGACGCUCUGUGGCAGCAAGAAGUAUCCCAUCCGGGAUCCCUUCUUCAAGAUGCUUCCGCGAACCCUAUCCAACUUUAUGAACGCCUUCACUGCAUCGGACCAUACUUUCUACCCCUUCGCGACGACCAAUGCCCAAGAUUUCCAGAACCUGAUGUCCGUCUACCUCGAUGCCACUCUUCACCCAUUGUUGAAGAAUACCGACUUUACUCAGGAGGGUUGGCGCAUCGGGCCCGAGAAUCCCAAAGCAGCAACAUCAGAGGGAGAAGCCAAGCCUGAGGAUAGUAAGCUUGUGUUCAAGGGUGUCGUCUACAACGAAAUGAAGGGUCAGAUGUCGGAUGCUGGCUAUCUCUUCUACAUUCGUUUCCAGGAUAACAUUUUCCCAUCCAUCAACAACUCUGGCGGUGACCCCCAGAAGAUCACCGACUUGACCUACGAGCAACUCAAGAAUUUCCACGCCGAGCACUACCAUCCGAGCAACGCGAAGCUGAUGACCUAUGGAGACAUGCCAUUGGCUGACCACCUCCGUGAGGUCGAUGCGCAGAUGAGCGCCUUCGAAAAGAUCACGGCAGACCUCGACCAUAAGAAACCAAUCGACUUGAGUAACAGUCCUCGAACAGUCACCGUGUUUGGGCCCGUCGAUCCUCUCGCUGAUGCGGACAAGCAAUACAAAACCUCCGUCUCGUGGAUCACGGGAGACACAAGCGAUGUUCUGGAAUCGUUCUCCGUGGCCUUGUUAUCUUCGUUGCUAAUGGAUGGAUAUGGGUCACCAUUAUACAAGGGGUUGGUGGAGAGCGGACUGGGCACGGAUUUCAGCCCUAAUGCUGGGUAUGAUGGAUCAGCAGCCGCCGGAAUAUUUUCUAUCGGGUUAAGCGGAGUUAGCGAAACCAACGUGGAGAAGAUCAAGAGCGAAACACAGAAGAUACUUCGCGACGUCCGGAGCAAGGGCUUCGAUAGGGGCAAGAUUGACGGAUAUCUUCACCAACUGGAGUUGAGUCUCAAACACAAGACUGCCAACUUCGGAAUGUCUGUGUUGCAUCGCCUGAAGGGCAAGUGGUUUUCUGGCACGGAUCCCUUCGACUCUCUGGCGUGGAACGACACCGUUGCCGCGUUCGAGUCCAAGCUCGCCGAAGGGGGCUACCUGGAGGGUCUUUUGGACAAGUACCUCUUGAACGACAACACUCUUACCUUUACCAUGGCGCCAUCCGAGACCCUUGGUGCGGAGAUUGCCAAGGAAGAGGACGAGAGGCUCGCCUCCAAGAUCCUAGAUGCCACCCGGGAAGCUGGUGGCGAGGAAGAAGCUCGGAAAUUCUUCGAGCAGCGCGAGCUAGAUCUGCUCGUCGAGCAAGGAAAAUCGAGCACACAAGAUCUGAGCUGUCUGCCCUCAGUUCAUGUCAGGGACAUCCCAAUAACGAAGGAGCCCGUCGUCGUUCGAGACGAGGUUGCCCUUGGCACCAAAAUUCAGUGGCGUGAAGCCCCUACCAACGGUCUUACUUACUUUCGAGCUAUCAACACUUUCGAGAACUUACCUGAUGAACUCCGGGCUCUGAUCCCCCUAUUCACCGACUCCAUUAUGCGCCUGGGCACAAAGGACAUGGCGAUGGAGCAGUUGGAAGAUUCAAUCAAGCUCAAGACCGGAGGCAUCUCUGUCAGCUACAUGACAAGCCCUUCGCCUACCGACUUUCACCAAACUUCUGAGGGUUUGGUGUUGAGAGGAAUGGCGCUCGACCGAAACGUGCCGGAAAUGUACGACCUCCUCCGCAAACUUAUCCUGGAAACCAACUUCGACAGCCCCGAGGCGGCUCUCCGAAUUAGACAGCUACUCGAGGCCUCAGCUGAUGGUGUCGUGAACGACAUUGCAUCGUCUGGACACGCCUAUGCUCGACGAUAUGCCGAAUCCGGAUUGACUCGCGAUGCAUACCUCACCGAGCAAGUCAGUGGCCUGUCGCAAGUAAAGCUGAUAACCUCUCUAGCUGGUCGGCCAGAGUCGGACCGGUAUGAGGAUGUCAUUGAAAAACUCAAACAAAUCCAGAAGAUUGCUCUGGCUGGAAACAAUAUUCGCACGGCUUUGACUUGCGGGUCAGACAGCACCCAGGCCAACUCUGCAGCUUUGUCACGGUUUAUGUCAUCCCGCCCAAGCAGCUCUGUCACAUUCCCAGCUCCUGCUAAACACACUACUGCGCGAGAUAUCAAGGCAUUCUUCCCACUGCCCUACCAGGUGUACUACGGCUCUCUUGCGCUGCCGACCACCUCCUACACAUCAUCGCACGGUGCACCACUGCAGAUUCUUUCCCAGCUUCUUACUCACAAGCAUCUUCACCAUGAGAUUCGCGAGAAGGGUGGUGCCUACGGCGGUGGCGCUUAUAUGAAGGGUCUGGAAGGAAUCUUUGGGUUCUACUCCUACCGCGAUCCAAACCCACAGAAUACCCUCUCCAUUAUGAGAAAUGCCGGCCGCUGGGCAACCGAUAAACAAUGGUCUGACCAAGAUCUUGAAGAGGCCAAGAUUUCCGUGUUUCAGGGCGUCGAUGCACCCGAGUCGGUGAACACGGAGGGUAUGCUUCGAUUCGUGUCCGGUGUCACCGAUGAGAUGCAGCAGAAGCGACGCGAGCAGCUCCUUGACGUAACCAAGGAUCAGGUCCGGGAGGUCGCUCAAAAGUACAUUGUCGAAGCUCUCGCCGAAGAGAAAGAGCAAGUCGCCUUCCUCGGCAAACAGCAAGACUGGGUCGACAACUCCUGGAAGGUCAAGGAGAUAAACGUCAACGGUGCCGAGUAA